Messenger RNA from Polistes dominula (European paper wasp), 2334 nucleotides. It is a transcript of the gene Atg7, whose product is annotated as Autophagy-related 7. The record is from RefSeq and is a predicted model, not a curated record. Gene Ontology annotation, cellular component: cytoplasm; phagophore assembly site. Gene Ontology annotation, biological process: autophagosome assembly; C-terminal protein lipidation; autophagy of mitochondrion. Gene Ontology annotation, molecular function: Atg12 activating enzyme activity; Atg8 activating enzyme activity. Lineage: Eukaryota; Metazoa; Arthropoda; Insecta; Hymenoptera; Vespidae.
GAAAGAUUUAUAACAAGUAUAAGUAUAAUAUAUUAUAAAAAUCAAAAAUCUUGUGAUGAUGUCGAUCAACGUUGUUAAAUUUACUAAAUUGAGAACAUCUACGAAUUCUACAUUUUGGGCUAAAUUUUCGGAAUUGAAGAUAGAUAAACUUCGAUUGGAUGAAAAAUCACAUAUUAAAUUAUGGGGAAGUUAUUCUCUCGAUGUUCCAGAUAGAGAAAAUAAUAAUCCUUUAUUAUUGGACUAUACUUCGUUUAAUGAGAAUAUUGAAUCAAAUUCAAUUAAUAAAUCAGUAAUAUCUUACGGUUAUAUGGUUAAUACAAAUACGUAUGAAGCAUUUAGAAAGAUUGAUCCGCAGAGUUUUAUAGAUUCUAUGGGAAAAUGUAUUAUCGAUGACAUUACGUCUGGUGAAGCAUUAACCGAGCCAUGGAAACUUUCCAUAUUUUUAUUAUUUUCUUAUGCCGAUUUGAAAUCUUAUAAGUUUCAUUAUUGGAUAGCACAUCCUACGCCUUUGUCUUUGCCAGAAAUGUAUCAUGAAAAAAUUCCGAAAUCAAUAAACGACAUUUUUUCGGAAAACCAAUUAGAUAAAUUAUAUGAAAGUUUUCAACAAUUGGAUUACAAACAAAAGCCAUUUUUUUCUGUUUUUCUAUUCAACAAAAAGAAUAUCGAAGUUAAUACUUUAAGCAAAGGUAUCACAUAUAUUAACGCGUGUGAAAAUAAAGUUGGGAUAGAUUGUGAAAUAUUUUUUGCGUUCUACGAUCCAUGCAAAAGUUUAGAACCUGGUUGGCAAUUAAGGAAUCUUUUAUGUCUAUUAUUUUGGCAUUGCCCCACACAUUCUUUUACAAAGAGUAUACAAAUAUUAUCUCUGCGUAAAAAUGAUUUUAGAACGGCUGUUGUAUAUACUUUGAAAUGUAAAGAGUACGCGGAUCAAGAAAAGGUGAAAAAAUCUAUAUCCGGCAGUCAUUUAGUUGGAUGGGAACAGAAUGAAAAUGGUAAAAUGGGUCCUCGAAUUAUUGAUUUAUCUGAGAGUUUAAAUCCGAUUAAGCUAGCAGAAAAUGCAAUUAAUUUAAAUUUAAAAUUAAUGAAAUGGCGGCUUGUUCCUGAUUUGGAUUUAGAGAAGAUCAGUAAUCUCAAAUGUUUAUUAUUGGGUGCUGGAACAUUAGGAUGUGCAGUAGCCAGAGUACUCAUUGGUUGGGGUAUUACCAACAUUACAUUUGUGGAUAAAUCAACAGUUUCUCAUAGUAACACUGUAAGACAAAGUCUUUACACUCACGAAGAUGCUGUGCAAAGAAAAUUUAAAGUAGAUGCUGCUAAAGAUGCUUUGCUUAAGAUUCUCCCAACAAUGAAUGUACACAGUAUUAACUUACAAAUUCCGAUGCCUGGACACGUAGUCGGACAAAGUAUGUUGAACGCAACUAAAGAAGCUGUUGAAAAGUUAGAAAAUGCCAUUGCUGGAAACGAUGUAGUAUUUUUACUAUUAGAUUCACGCGAAGCUAGAUGGUUACCAACUUUACUAUGCGCAGUAAUGAAAAAAAUAACUAUUAACGCAGCUUUGGGUUUUGAUACUUAUAUGGUACAACGACAUGGAAUAAGAAAUUUGACGGAUAGUCCUGUAUCUGAUAUUACCACACUAAAUCCUGAUGGAAAGGAUCUUGGGUGUUAUUUUUGCAAUGACGUAACCCAACCGGGAAAUUCUCAAACAGAUAGAACUCUUGACCUACAGUGUACAGUAAGUCGUCCAGGAUUGUCUCAAAUUGCUGCAGGCUUAGCAGUAGAAUUAAUGGUCGCAAUAACUCAACAUCCACAAGGUUUAGAAGCUAGGGCACUGGUAACUGAAAAUAAAAACAACGUCAAUUCAAAUUUCAACGGUAACACAUUAGAAGGAUUACUUGGAGCUAUACCGCAUACAAUAAGAGGAUCUAUUUGGUCAUUUGAAUCCUUUCUGACUGUUACCCAUAGAUUUUCUUCUUGCGCUGCGUGUUCCCUACCAUUGAUGUUGGAAUAUAAAAAACGUGGCUUCCAGUUCAUACUCGAUGCUUGCAAUAUACCGAAUUAUUUGGAAAAAUUGUGCGGUUUGGAAGAACUUUUGAAUGAUUCAGACUUAGAUAAGCUUUGUAAUUUUUUAGAUGAUUCUAGUGAAGACGAAGAACAAUUCAGAUUGAUGUCAAUUUGAAUCAAUUGCUCUCAUAUAUCUUUUACUUUUUAUUCUAAUUUUAUUGUACAUCUUACUAUACAUUUGUAUAUUUUUUCUAAUCAAACAUUUAAGUAGAUGUUAAUAGGGAAUUUAAAUAUUUAUUAAUUUACAUAUGUACUUUAUAUACUUGCGAUAUAUUAUAU